AUGUCGGUGGGACAGUUGAAAGAAUUCGCGGUAAACAGUGGAAACUGGUCCUCAUAUGUUGAGAGAUUGGAAAUGUACUUUUUGUCGUUCUUCGGGCGCACGUACAACAACCUGUCGUCGAUCUCCGAGUGCAAGAACAACGGCGAGUGCGUCAUCAACAAGAAGAACAGGACGGCGUGCAAGGCGUGCCGCUUACGGAAGUGCCUUCUAGUCGGAAUGUCCAAGUCCGGCUCUCGGUACGGCAGGAGGUCCAACUGGUUCAAAAUCCACUGCCUUCUCCAAGAGCAACAGCAUCAACAGAUGCAGCACAUACAAAAUAGAAAAUCUCCACCGACUUUCAACACCUCCAUGAAUGCAUCUUUCUUGCCCACAAACUUGCUUCCGGCUGCCGCCCUCGCAGAAUAUUACAAAAAUUCAGAAAAGAAUCCCUUCACAGAAGAUGUGAUGCGGCAGAGUGUUUCACCUUCAGAUUCCGGAGCAUCUUCCGCGGACCCCGAAGAUGACAACAGUUCAAGAAGCACUAGUGGCUUGAGCAUCUUCCGACCGGCAUCGUCACCGCUUAGCGAUAAAGAUGUCAGAUUACAGGCCAUUAGGAAUCAAAGUAAAGAUGUCAAAAAACGAAAACCAGCCUUGCCCUCUCCGUUCAGUUCUAUGUCAGCAUCACCAAGCUUUUCACCCAGACCUUUCCUUCCAGUGAUGCAAAGACCGAUUCCACCGGCGGCCACCACGUGGUCGAACAGAAAUGGUGGCGACUUGCUCCUACACUCGCCAGCCGUCGCGGGGGUGGCGAUAGAUCAAGACCAACCGAUUGAUCUAUCCAUCAAAUCGACCGCAGUGCUAAUUAGAAGCCCCAAAAAUGACGAAGUGAGCGACUCAGAGCCCGAACUGAGCAUCGACUUGAGCGAAUCAAGCAAAGACAUGAUGAAGAAUCCUCUGGACCUUUCUCUUGUUCCCAAAAGGAAUGAAGAGCUUCCAUUAACUGGUUGAGCUACUCUAACCGGGGACCCGAUGUCAUCAUAAUGAUGUGUACAUAGUUAGCUUCUUAUCGUAUAAUAUAGAAUACUCUGCCAUACAGUAUUUAAGAUCUGUACAUUCCUUCUCUUCCUACCUGACGUGUUUUACGAUACUCAAGUGUCUGAUUAAGUUGUAGACAGUUGACGGCAUUGUGCUUACGAGUAACAUGUCCUGAAAUUUUCCUUUAAGUAGAUAGGUUUCACAAGCUGCACCAUGCUAAACUAAUUACUGUACCAUUUGUAAUUGUACAACAAGAAGUAGCAAGUGCUCUUGCGGUCGUUAUUGUGAUUCCGUUAGACAUACAUACAUAUUUAUGUAAAUAUGUGUAAGUGAAUUUGUGAAAACUUGAAAUACUCUCGUUAAUAAAUAAAUACUAUCAUUUUAACCAAACAAGCCAAUGCUCACAUCGCCCGGGAGGUUAAUAUGAAUUAAAAGAAACCAUUGGGAUAUGGCGAGUUUUGAUAUGUAAAUUAAAAUUAUGUAUUUUAUAAAAUCUUUAUUAAAAACGAGAGAAUUUCAAGAGCACUAAAUAAAUACUAGAAUAAGUGUCAUGUAAUGUGCCAGUGUUAAGUGCCAGUUUUUACCAGAUUUUAGUUAUUUAAAAAUGGGAUUAAGGCCAGUUGUAAUGAAGCUCAAAAUUAAAUGUACAAAAAUAAUUGUUAUGAAUAUAUUAUGAUGUAAAAAUUAAUUUCAUUAGCGGAAUUAUAAGUAUUUAUUUUUAGUGUAGGCCAGUUUAAUCAGUCAUUAAGUUUUAUAAUUUAUGAUUAUUUCUGGAUGAGUUUUUUAACACGAUUUUAAACAUGGCUCCUGAAUUAAAGAGUCUCAAAGAGUCGGUUGUUGAAGUUCAUGUGACAUUCUCAGAUUUAGUUUAAUCGUAUUGCUUGCUACCUGCGUUGCGUUGCGUUGCGUUGCGUGUUAUAAUAUUGUUGUUUGUUGCUAGUAUAGUUGUUGGAGAUUUUUAUUCAUUCCUUUGAAAUGUUCAUGCCAAUACUAGAUACGUAAAAUGUGAAUUUUUAAUAGGUAGAUCUAAGACUAGGACCAUUUCAAGUUAUAU
This is a messenger RNA of Bombyx mandarina (wild silkworm), 2068 nucleotides long. RefSeq lists its product as uncharacterized. Lineage: Eukaryota; Metazoa; Arthropoda; Insecta; Lepidoptera; Bombycidae. Gene Ontology annotation, molecular function: sequence-specific DNA binding; DNA-binding transcription factor activity; zinc ion binding. The record is from RefSeq and is a predicted model, not a curated record. Gene Ontology annotation, biological process: regulation of DNA-templated transcription.